Molecule: messenger RNA, 2829 nt
Organism: Procambarus clarkii (red swamp crayfish)
Lineage: Eukaryota; Metazoa; Arthropoda; Malacostraca; Decapoda; Cambaridae
Product: fap1 adhesin-like
Source: RefSeq, a predicted model, not a curated record
AUGGCCAACACCGUGACCCACAGCAUUACCCACACUCUGAGCCACACCAUGAUUCGCAGCAUGUCCCAGACUGUGACCCACAGCAUUACCCACACUCUGACCCACACCAUGAUUCGCAGCAUGUCCCAGACUGUGACCCACAGCAUUACCCACACCAUGACUCGCGGCAUGACUCAGACCUUGGCCCACACCAUGACUCACAGCAUGAUUCAGACCUUGGCCCACACCAUGACUCGCAGCAUGACUCAGACCGUGGCCCACACCAUGACUCGCAGCAUGACUCAAACCGUGGCCCACACCAUGACUCACAGCAUGACUCAGACCGUGGCCCACACCAUGACUCGCAGCAUGACUCAGACCGUGGCCCACACCAUGACUCACAGCAUGACUGAGACCUUGGCCCACACCAUGACUCACAGCAUGACUCAGACCGUGGCCCACACCAUGACUCGCAGCAUGACUCAGACCUUGGCUCACACCAUGACUCACAGCAUGACUCAGACCUUGGCCCACACCAUGACUCACAGCAUGACUCAGACCGUGGCCCACACCAUGACUCGCAACAUGACUCAGACCUUGGCCCACACCAUGACUCGCAGCAUGACUCAGACCUUGGCCCACCCCAUGACUCACAGCAUGACUCAGACCGUGGCCCCCACCAUGACUCGCAGCAUGACUCAGACCGUGGCCCACACCAUGACUCGCAGCAUGACUCAAACCGUGGCCCACACCAUGACUCGCAGCAUGACUCAGACCAUGACUCGCAGCAUGACUCAGACCAUGACUCGCAGCAUGACUCAGACUAUGACUCGCAGCAUGACUCAGACCGUGGCCCACACCGUGACUCGCAGCAUGACUCAGACCAUGGCCCACACCAUGACUCGCAGCAUGACUCAGACCAUGGCCCACACCAUGACUCAGACCAUGGCCCACACCGUGACUCGCAGCAUGACUCAGACCGUGGCCCACACCAUGACUCGCAGCAUGACUCAGACCAUGGCCCACACCAUGACUCGCAGCAUGACUCAGACCAUGGCCCACACCAUGACUCAGACCAUGGCCCACACCGUGACUCGCAGCAUGACUCAGACCGUGGCCCACACCAUGACUCGCAGUAUAACCCAGACCAUGACUCAGACCAUGGCCCACACCAUGACUCGCCGCAUGACCCACACCAUGGCCCACACCAUGACUCAGACCAUGGCCCACACCAUGACUCGCCGCAUGACCCACUCCAUGACUCAGACCAUGACCCACACCAUGACUCGCUGCAUGACCCACACCAUGGCCCACACCAUGACUCGCAGCAUGACUCAGUCCGUGGCCCACACCAUGACUCGCAGCAUGACUCAGACCGUGGCCCACACCAUGACUCGCAGCAUGACUCAGACCGUGGCCCACACCAUGACUCACACCAUGGCCCACACCAUGACUCGCGGCAUGACUCAGACCUUGGCCCACACCAUGACUCACAGCAUGAUUCAGACCUUGGCCCACACCAUGACUCGCAGCAUGACUCAGACCGUGGCCCACACCAUGACUCGCAGCAUGACUCAAACCGUGGCCCACACCAUGACUCACAGCAUGACUCAGACCGUGGCCCACACCAUGACUCGCAGCAUGACUCAGACCGUGGCCCACACCAUGACUCACAGCAUGACUGAGACCUUGGCCCACACCAUGACUCACAGCAUGACUCAGACCGUGGCCCACACCAUGACUCGCAGCAUGACUCAGACCUUGGCUCACACCAUGACUCACAGCAUGACUCAGACCUUGGCCCACACCAUGACUCACAGCAUGACUCAGACCGUGGCCCACACCAUGACUCGCAACAUGACUCAGACCUUGGCCCACACCAUGACUCGCAGCAUGACUCAGACCUUGGCCCACCCCAUGACUCACAGCAUGACUCAGACCGUGGCCCCCACCAUGACUCGCAGCAUGACUCAGACCGUGGCCCACACCAUGACUCGCAGCAUGACUCAAACCGUGGCCCACACCAUGACUCGCAGCAUGACUCAGACCAUGACUCGCAGCAUGACUCAGACCAUGACUCGCAGCAUGACUCAGACUAUGACUCGCAGCAUGACUCAGACCGUGGCCCACACCGUGACUCGCAGCAUGACUCAGACCAUGGCCCACACCAUGACUCGCAGCAUGACUCAGACCAUGGCCCACACCAUGACUCAGACCAUGGCCCACACCGUGACUCGCAGCAUGACUCAGACCGUGGCCCACACCAUGACUCGCAGCAUGACUCAGACCAUGGCCCACACCAUGACUCGCAGCAUGACUCAGACCAUGGCCCACACCAUGACUCAGACCAUGGCCCACACCGUGACUCGCAGCAUGACUCAGACCGUGGCCCACACCAUGACUCGCAGUAUAACCCAGACCAUGACUCAGACCAUGGCCCACACCAUGACUCGCCGCAUGACCCACACCAUGGCCCACACCAUGACUCAGACCAUGGCCCACACCAUGACUCGCCGCAUGACCCACUCCAUGACUCAGACCAUGACCCACACCAUGACUCGCUGCAUGACCCACACCAUGGCCCACACCAUGACUCGCAGCAUGACUCAGUCCGUGGCCCACACCAUGACUCGCAGCAUGACUCAGACCGUGGCCCACACCAUGACUCGCAGCAUGACUCAGACCGUGGCCCACACCAUGACUCAGACCAUGGCCCACACCAUGACUCGCAGCAUGACUCAGUCCGUGGCCCACACCAUGACUCGCAGCAUGACUCAGACCGUGGCCCACACCAUGACUCGCAGCAUGACUCGGACCGUGGCCCACACCAUGACUCGCAGCAUGACUUAG